CUCAUGCACUCAUCCCAAGCAAACACAUAUAAGUUUCUCUUCCUCAAAAAUACAAAGAAAUCCAAAGAGGAAGUGAGAUUAAUAUUCAUAAGAUGAGUGAGUUAACAUGUUGUGAGAAAGUGAAUGCAUGGCUAAGAAACUCAAAGGUGUACUUGCUUAUAAUAAGCUUGCAAUUUGGUUCUGCUGGCAUGUAUGUUCUCACCAUGGAUGCUCUUAAUAAGGGAAUGAGUCAUUAUGUUUUUGUGGUUUAUCGUAAUGUUAUUGCCACCGUUGCUCUUGCUCCAUUCGCAUUCUUUCUCGAAAGGAAAAUUAGGCCAAAGAUGACAGUGCGAAUAUUUUCGGAAAUUAUGGCACUUGGAUUUGUAGAGAUAAUACUCGAUCAGUGUUUCACGUUUUUGGGAAUGAAGCUAACAUCAGCAUCUUUUGCUUCUGCGGUUAUGAAUUCCGUACCUUCCAUCACCUUUGUACUUGCAAUCAUAUUUAGAAUGGAGAGGAUGAAACUUAGGGAGAUAGGAUGUCAAGCGAAAGUGAUUGGCACAGUGGUGAGUCUUGGUGGUGCUUUUCUUAUGGCACUAUACAAAGGUCCUGUUCUUCAAAUUGCUGGUUCUUCAGCAGCAACACAGAUGCACCAACCUGAAAAUGUGAAUGAUCCCACAGGUUCACACUGGCUUCUUGGUGCAUUGUUCCUCAUCAUCGGUUGCGUUGGUUUCUCUGCUUUCUACAUUUUACAAGCCAUAACAUUAAGAAAGUAUCCGGCAGAAAUGUCUCUUGCCACAUGGGUUUGUUUCAUUGGUGCACUUCAAAGUAGUGCAGUAACUAUUUUCAUGGAGCGCCACAACCCUGAAGCUUGGGCUUUGGGCCUGGACUCUAGACUCUUCGCUUCAGUAUACGCGGGAAUAGUAACUUCAGCAAUUCAAUUUUACGUGCAAGGUUCUGUAAUUAAAACCAUGGGGCCUGUUUUUGUUACUGCUUUUAAUCCUCUUCGUAUGAUUAUAGUCACGGCCUUAGCUUGUAUCGCCCUCUCAGAAAAACUUCAUCUUGGAAGCAUUGUUGGAGGAGUCGUGGUGGUUACAGGAUUAUAUCUUGUUGUAUGGGGCAAAUCGAAGGAACAAAAAAGUAUCACGUUAGAAGAAGAGUCCCCGCAAAAAAUCUCCCUGCAAGGACAACAACAAUUACCUAUUACUGUCUCCAAAGUUGAUGAUAAUGCUAAUACUAAUAAAGCUCAAUUGGUCGCGAUUGUGGAUCUAACAAGUACAGAGAGACAAUGAUCACAAUAACAUUAAGUGGUCGCGUUAUUGGGAUGUUUGUGACAAUGGCUUAGUAACAUCAUCUACUGAAUUGUGAUUUUACAUGUUGUAGAAAAAUAUCCAUUUCAAGAUUUGGAUGAUUUUGUUUUGUUUUUGUUUUUGUUCUUGAGUUUUGCUUCGAACAAAAUAUGAAAGGGAUGUCUUCCUUUUGUAUUGCAUUGUUGACUUUGACAAAAUAAAUAAAUAAAAGAACUUCAAUUAUGUCUA
Messenger RNA from Vicia villosa (hairy vetch), 1514 nucleotides. RefSeq names its product WAT1-related protein At4g08290-like. Gene Ontology annotation, cellular component: plasma membrane. The transcript has 7 exons. Bases 93 to 1268 code for a protein of 391 amino acids. The record is from RefSeq and is a predicted model, not a curated record. Gene Ontology annotation, molecular function: transmembrane transporter activity. Lineage: Eukaryota; Viridiplantae; Streptophyta; Magnoliopsida; Fabales; Fabaceae.